This is a messenger RNA of Brassicogethes aeneus, 2171 nucleotides long. The record is from the annotation of a GenBank genome assembly. Lineage: Eukaryota; Metazoa; Arthropoda; Insecta; Coleoptera; Nitidulidae.
GCCUAAUUAGUGAUACACAAUGUUAUUUGAAAAAUGUGCGCCUUACUAAAAUUAUGUGUGUUUUUUACGAUUUUUGGCAAAAUUUAUUUGGAGAAUAAUAUUGAAUACCUCGAAAAUGUUAUGAUUGAAAACCAAAAUGCCUUCACAAAAUAUCAAUUACCUUUAUAUAAUGAAGAAUUAGUUAAAAUUACAAGCAAUAAAAUUAUUGAAUAUGGAAAUUUCGACUUUAUAAUAGUAGGAGCAGGCACAGCUGGCAGUGCUCUAUCUAAAAAAUUAUCAAAAAUUAAAAAGUGGCACAUUCUUCUACUGGAAGCUGGAGGCGAUGAAACGAGCUUUAGCGAUAUACCAGGUGCCUCCCUCUAUUUAUACAACUCCAGAAUGAACUGGGGGUAUUACACAACGCCUCAAAGCACGGCUUGCCUUGGAAUGAUAAAACGUCAAUGCAACUACCCGAGGGGUAAAGUAAUGGGUGGAAGCAGCACUAUAAACGGUCUGGUGUACACCAGAGGCAAUAGAGAAGACUAUGACGACUGGGUUAAAAUGGGUAAUUUGGGGUGGGGGCAAAAUGAGGUCCUGCCGUAUUUUAUGGAGCUUGAAAAAUGGCAAACCUAUGGAGACUUGCGUUACCAUGGUUUUAACGGCGAUCUUAACUGCAAUAUUACUUUACCGGACUCUAAUAAGUUUCCCUACAUUCAUAGGGCUUUGUACGAACGAAACCUACACGAGGUUGAUUAUAAUGGAAACAGUCAGUUGGGUUUUUCUAGGAGCGUGACUAAUGUGGACUUUAAUAAAAGAGUUAGUUUGGCCAAAGCGUAUUUAAGAAAUACCACUGGUAAUCUAUGUAUUUCCAAGGGUUCCAUUGUCACAAAAUUAAUUUUGGAAGAUGCAGUAGCAAGGGGGGUUUACUUUGUUAAAAACAAUGCGACUUAUAGAGCCUUCGCGAGAAAAGAAGUGAUACUCUCAGCUGGAUCGAUAAACACCCCGCAAAUUUUGAUGUUGUCUGGCAUAGGACCACGUGGAGAGCUACAAAAACAUGGCAUUAAAGUGGUUAAAAAUUUACCUGUCGGCCGAAAUUUACAGGAUCAUGCUGGUUUGGUUGGGGUCUAUAUUGGCACCAACAUAACAGAACCGUCGCCGAAUUUAACAGAAAGUUUACAGAUGUAUGUGAAGGGAUCAAAACCCCUAACAGAAGCUUUACCAAGUGAGACUAUAGCGUUUGUUCAGGUGAAAAAAAAGAAUAAUACCAUUCCUGAUAUUGAGCUUCUUAUACAACCCACAACACCCUUCGGGGGAGUUAAUAGUUUUGCGUUUAACACCGACACAAAACUAAACAAAUUUUUCGAAAAAUCAUCGCGAGAAAACGCGAUUGGUGUGUACGUUGUUUUGCUACACCCACAGUCUAAAGGUGCGGUAACGCUGAAAUCAAAAUACCCCAAAGACUUCCCAAACGUCCACCUAAACAUGCUGUCGGAUAAAAACAACGCGGACAUCCACACACUGUAUUUAGGCCUUAAAUACUUGGAAGACCUUCUGCAAACCUCCCCUAUGAGGCGAAUAAAUGCGACCUUGAUUAAACCCGACACGAUCUGCACUGAGCACGAAAUGUCGUCACAAAGUUACUGGUAUUGCGUCAUCAGACAAAUGACAUUAUCGAUAUAUCAUCCUGUGGGAACCACAAGGAUGGGAAAGGACCCUAAAACGUCAGUGGUCGCAAGCGAUUUAAAAGUCCACGGGGUAAAAAAGUUGAGGGUUGUGGAUGCAGGUGUGAUUCCCAAAACCAUUUCUGGGCAUACUAAUGGACCCACAGCUAUGAUAGGGCUGAAGAUUGCUGACAAAAUUUUGUCUGAGUACAAAUAAUUUUUAAAAUUGUUAUUAGACCAGUGCAGAAGCCUUUAAAAAUGGUAAAAAGAGAAAAAAAAUAACAGUAGGAUGAAACCCAUUGGAAAAGGAGGGGAAUAUAAUAAAAAUUAAAGGAAAAAUAAAUUACGGGCGAUCUGAGUUCGGGAAGUGGGAGGGGGGGGUUUAAGGGUAAAAAAUGGUUUAUCUCGAUUUCCGGCAAAACUACAAGUCCUAUGGAAAAAAGUUAAAUGUCAAAGUUGUAGGUAAUAAAAAGAUCUACAACUUUUGUAUUUACAAUUUUUUCACAUAACCUCAAAAUUUAUGUGAAAAAU